AUGGAUCAACUUAAUGCUCGGGAACAACAGGAAUUUCAACAACUUGUUGAGAGAAAACAGAUGAAGGAUUUCAUGAGACUUUAUUCGUCUCUUGUCCAACGAUGCUUCAGCGACUGUGUGAAUGACUUCACAUCUAACACACUUUCUUUUAAAGAGGAAACCUGUAUCAACAGAUGCUCUGAAAAGUUUUUGAAGCAUAGUGAGCGCGUUGGUCAAAGAUUUCAAGAACAAAAUGCCCUUUUAAUGCAAAAGCAGCAAGGACGUUAA
Molecule: messenger RNA, 267 nt
Organism: Magnusiomyces paraingens
Lineage: Eukaryota; Fungi; Ascomycota; Dipodascomycetes; Dipodascales; Dipodascaceae
Exons: 3
Coding region: 1-267 (88 amino acids)
Source: RefSeq, a predicted model, not a curated record